AUGGCCAUCAAGAGUCUUUGCUACCUUGGGGAGGACGACGAGAUUUUAUUUUUUCACUCAACGGAAAAAAGCGACGAGCUAAGUUCUCGCUUCUCCGUUUUUGCUGCCUUGGACAAUUUAAAGAAACUGACCGAGUCGAGCGAGAAGAAGACCGACCCUUAUGUCGGGUACAUAGGAGUCAACCUCUCCCUCUUCAGCGCCUACAAGAACUACGCAUACGUUGUUAAGGCAAUUAACCUCAAAAUAAUUAUCACCGUUGAUGAUGCAAAAAAUAAAUACACGGAUGAUAUGCUCAAGUCGAUGUUUAUAAAACUUCACAAAAUUUACGUGGACGCUGUUUGCAACCCCUUCUACACGGACCUCUUGGAGAGCAACUCCUUUGAAAAAAAAAUUAAGAAAUUGAUAGAGACUUCCUAA
Messenger RNA from Plasmodium fragile, 417 nucleotides. RefSeq lists its product as uncharacterized. Gene Ontology annotation, cellular component: cytoplasm; nucleus; TRAPP complex. Gene Ontology annotation, biological process: endoplasmic reticulum to Golgi vesicle-mediated transport. The record is from RefSeq and is a predicted model, not a curated record. Bases 1 to 417 code for a protein of 138 amino acids. The transcript is spliced from 4 exons. Lineage: Eukaryota; Apicomplexa; Aconoidasida; Haemosporida; Plasmodiidae.